Messenger RNA from Cuscuta epithymum, 3632 nucleotides. The record is from the annotation of a GenBank genome assembly. NCBI's taxonomy places the organism in Eukaryota, Viridiplantae, Streptophyta, Magnoliopsida, Solanales, Convolvulaceae.
UGGAUGUGCGGUUGCCGGUUUACCAACAAAUGACUACAUAGGACAAAUUUUAUGUCGGUGCAGGUGAGAGGUAGAAGCUGAGAAGCAAGAAGCGAGUGUCUGCUCACCAUUUAUUCUCUACUGAGCUUUCCAUUUUAUAUGCAUUUACGGUACAAGUCAUCUUCUCCCCUUUUCCCAUUCAAACCUGAAGCGACAGUUUUUGCUGGAAUUUCAUCCAUUUUUUUUCCGCUGUGAAUAACAUCUUAGGACAGAUUGUCCUUAUCUCAUUGUCCAGUGUGAGUUGGCAGAAUAUUUGCCUUUUCCAAGCACUGUAGGAAAUCCCAUGUACUGGGAAGUUUUAAAGUACUGCCCCUUUGUGUCCACGCAGUCCAUUAAUGGAGACCACUGCUAUUGUGACUGCUUUUGCUGAAAUCAAUUGUAUAAUAUGCUUUCUCCACUUCUGCCAAACCCUACUUCAAAGUGGGAUGUACUCGGUUUGUUUCUCAACCUGUGGUUAUUAAUGUUCGGGUGAUCUUUAUGUUUUCAAAUAUUGGAUCUUUAUGUGUUAGCAGGGCGCCAGGGCUUGAUUUCUUGAGACACUGUGAUGUGUAUUGACUCAUCAGCCGUAGAAAUGGAAGGUCAAGCACUUCUGAAGAGAGGGGUUCUUUUGCUGAUUUGUUGCUUAUGUGUCCCACUUACCAUUCUUGAAGGGAGUGGAAAUGAAACUGCUAGACCGAGUACUGUAAAUAUUGGAGCUUUGUUCACAAUGAACUCUGUUAUCGGGCGCUCUGCUAAGCCAGCCAUUAUAGCUGCUGUUGUUGAUGUCAAUUCUGAUCCAAACAUUCUUAGGGACACAAAGCUGAACCUCAUAUUACAAGACACAAAUUGUAGCGGUUUCAUUGGAACUAUUGAGGCUCUAAAAUUGAUGGAAAGAGAUGUGGUUGCUGCAAUUGGGCCACAAUCCUCAGGGAUAGCGCACAUAAUUUCACAUGUUGUGAAUGAGCUUAAAAUCCCGCUUUUGUCAUUUGGGGCAACGGACCCCACCCUUUCUUCCCUGCAGUACCCAUUUUUCCUACGUACGGUCACUAAUGAUUACUACCAGAUGCAUGCUGUUGCUGAUCUAGUUGAGUAUUUUGGAUGGAAGGAGGUGAUUGCUAUCUUUGUUGAUGAUGAAAAUGGUAGAAAUGGGAUUUCAGUACUUGGAGAUGCUCUCUCUAGGAAACGUGCCAAGAUAUCAUACAAAGCACCCUUUUCUCCUGGAUCCUCAAGAAAUGAGAUAUAUGAUUUGUUAAUAAACGUGAACCUUAUGGAGUCUCGAGUGUAUAUCGUUCAUGUAAAUCCUGAUUCUGGCCUAUCACUUUUAUCAAUGGCAAAAAGUUUAAGUAUGAUGUCAAAUGGCUACGUUUGGAUUGCUACGGAUUGGCUUCCUUCUGUUAUGGAUUCUUCAGAAUUAGUUGAUCCGAAAACCAUGGACGUCUUACAAGGGGUUAUUGCACUUCGUCAUCAUACCCCAAACACAGACCAAAAGAAGAGUUUUGCUUCCAGGUGGAGAAGCUUUAAAGAGAAAGAAACCUCAAGCUUUAAUUCAUAUGCACUCUAUGCUUAUGAUACAGUGUGGUUAAUUGCACAUGCUCUUGAGCAUUUUUUUAGUGAAGGCGGAAAUGUUACAUUUUCUGAUAACCCCAAAUUGGCAUCUCUUCGUGUUUUUGACCAGGGUCAAAAGAUACUUGAGAUUCUUACUAGUGUGGUUAACUUCACCGGGCUAACUGGAGAGGUUCGGUUUGAUGGAGAAAAGGAUCUGGUUAACCCUGCAUUUGACAUUCUCAACUUCGCUGGAACCGGAUCACGUUUGGUAGGUUAUUGGUCAAACCAUUCUGGAAUUUCUCUUGCUAAUCCAGAGAAUUUGUAUCCAAAGCAUCCCAAUACUUCUUCAACUAGAAACCAAAGCUUGAAUGGUGUUGUAUGGCCCGGUGAUGUCACUGAGCGUCCCCGGGGAUGGGUGUUCCCAAAUAAUGGAAAGCCUUUGAGAAUUGCAGUUCCUAACCGUGUUACUUACCCAGUUUUUGUAAGUAAAGAUAAAGGAUCGGCUGGGGUGAAAGGAUAUUGUAUCGACAUAUUUGAAGCUGCUGUACUGUUGUUACCUUACCCCGUUCCUCAUAUCUAUGAAUUGUAUGGAGAUGGCAAACGAAAUCCUUCUUUCAACAGUAUUGUGGGAGAUGUUGCUCAACAGAAAUAUGAUGCAGCUGUGGGGGAUAUUACAAUAACCAUGAACCGGACAAGGAUUGUGGACUUCACUCAGCCAUACAUUGAUUCUGGAUUGGUGGUGGUUGUGCUUGAAAAAGAGGAUAAAUCCAAUCAAUGGGCUUUUCUCCAACCAUUCACAUUGCAAAUGUGGUGUGUCACUGGGGCUUUCUUUCUCUUUGUUGGAGCUGUGGUUUGGAUUCUUGAACAUCGGAGUAAUCAGGAGUUCCGUGGCCCACCAAGUCAACAACUUGUCACUGUCUUCUGGUUUACAUUCUCAACUAUGUUCUUUGCACACAGGGAGAACACUGUGAGUGCUCUUGGACGUUUUGUCCUAAUUUUGUGGCUCUUUGUGGUUUUGAUCAUAAACUCUAGCUAUACGGCUAGUUUGACUUCCAUUCUCACAGUCCAACAGCUCUCAACGGGAAUUCAAGGAAUCGACAGUUUGAUAUCCAGCUCUGAUCCAAUAGGAAUCCAAGAUGGAUCAUUUGCUUAUAAUUAUCUCAUUCAAGAGAUGAGUGUAGCAGAAUCUCGUCUUAGGAUAUUGAGAAGGCCAGAAGACUAUAUGGAUUCUCUACGGAAAGGUCCAAAAGGAGGUGGUGUUUCUGCAAUUGUUGAUGAGCUUCCGUAUGUAGAGGUUUUCUUGUCCAGCACGAAAUGCAAUUAUAAGAUUGUGGGGCAGGAGUUCACUAAGAGUGGAUGGGGAUUUGCAUUUGAGAGGGACUCCCCACUGGCAGUUGACAUGUCAACGGCAAUCCUACAACUGUCAGAAAAUGGAGAGCUCCAAAGAAUCCAUGACAAAUGGCUGUCUAAAAAUAAAGCAGGUUGCUCAUCACAAGAGAGCCAACAAGCUGUGGAUAAUGACAGCUCGCUUUCUCUGAAGAGCUUCUGGGGGCUGUUUCUAAUGUGUGGCAUUGCCUGUUUUUUCGCACUUGCAGUUUUCGCUUGUAGGGUGUGCUUGCAGUACAGGAGGUAUACCCCUGAGGAAGUGAGUCAGCAACCCGAACCCUCUGCACGCUCCAGUUGCUUUAAAGGCCUUAUAGAUUUUGUUGAUAAAAGGGAAGCUGAAAUCAAGCAUUUGCUCAACCGAAACACCAAACAACUCGAAGAUGGGCGUUCUAGGAAUUCUUCUGCAUAGUAGUAGUAGUAAUAAUAAUAAUGAUGAUAAUAUAAACAAGAUUAGAUCUGUCUUUCCCCUAAAUCUAAGGUAAGCUCCAUAGAUUUUUUUCGUGUGUAAAUGCUUUUGUGCACUUCGCCUGUAAUUUUAGUCGACUUUUUUGAAUUUUUGUAUUCAGUUUUUCUGUCAUUAGAAACAACCAGGGAAACAACCAUCAAAGGAGUAACAUAAAUGGAUGUGUUUGAAGUAUUACAACGGAUCCGGAAAAUACUCGUACUUUUUAUAGCUUAGUUUU